AAAAGAUCAAUGGUGCCUCUAUGGUGCCUGAAUAUGUCAGACAUUCAGUUUAUAAUAUAAAAUUAUUUAUUUAUAUUUGCACAUUGAGACAUUUGAAAUGGAUACGAAUGAAAUUAUUUCGACCAAAACGGAUGUUAUUCCGAAUGAAGAUGGACAGUCGCUAAAUAGCGCUUGUGGCAAUAUCUUUGAAAUGCAUGAUUCUAAAUUAUUUUGCAAAGUAUGCUUCAGUAAUCUUUCUGAACCUGAUACUGAGAAGCACUUGGCAAAUAAACGCCACAAACAAGAACUGCGAAAGCUUUGUAUACUUCGUAAUGAUUGGAAAUACUAUAAGUCCAACUUGAACGUUCCAACAGAUCCCGUAUUCACAAAUUCGCAUAUUCAGAGGACUAUGGAAGUGACUACUGAUCCAAUGAUUGGCCUGGAGUAUUUAAUUGAAUUUCCAUUAUUUUCUUCUGGGUUUGAGUAUAUAUGUUUAUUAUGUUACAAAAAAGGCGUAGAAGACGCUAUUAUUAAUCAUCUAAAAUGUGACAAUCAUAAAAAAAGAUAUUUGAUGUUACAUUUUCCUAAUACAUACAAAAAGAUAGUACGAUUCGAGAAAUGUAAUAAUGUACGAAUGAGAACUACUUUUAAGGAGGCUUUGAAUGAUUUAGCCUCAGCUAUUGAAAAACGUUAUGGACGUUUGAAACCACGACAAGUAGAAACCCAAAAAUACAGAUCCCAUUUAAUAUACUACCUUGACCUAGUCAGAAAGGGACCUCAUCUCGUUGAAACAAAUGACUUUUCAAUAGAUGAUGUAAUAAAAAAACAAGAAAACUUAUUGAAAGCUUACAUUCAAGAUGCAAUGGCUAAUGGUGGUAUACCAACACGCUUAUCUGAACAUGCAAGAAAAAGACUUCUCAGAGAACAUAAUAGUUUAGUUUUAAUUGAAGAGAUUAAAGCUUGUAACAUUACCAAAGAAAGUCAGAAGAGAGGUGAACCUCAGUUACCAAGGACUUUUGGAAAUCCUGAAAAAUCUGAUAAAGUUUUUGGUAGCAGCUCUAAUAAUAACAGCUCAAAACCUCAGUUAUCGAGGACUUUUGGAAAUCCUGAAAAUUCUAAUAAAGUUUAUGGUAGCAGAGAUGGUCAAUACUCGAUUGCGGAAAAAGCAGAAAAUCUGGGAAAGUAUAGCAGGUUAUCCAAAAUAAUCGAUAAGAAAAUGGAAAAUGAAUUCCUCAAAUACAAGAAUCAACCAGAGAGUCAUCCAGUGUACGAUCAGGAAUGGGAAAGGUUCUGGAAAAAGAGGUAUGCAGAUCUCAAACUGGAAGGCAAAGACCCCUCGCAAUACGACUUCACUCCAGAAUGGAAAGUGUAUUGGGAUAAACGUUUCCUGGAACUCCACGAGGCGAAAAUCGAGUCGAAGAAAAACGUAUGGAGAGAAAAAUUCGGACUGGGACAUGUUAAGCCUGUUAAGAUCGGCAGUUCUCGAGAGGUUGUAUUGAUCGAUGAUGACGUCCCCGAAUCACCGGUGAAAAAUAGUCCUUCACAUCCAAAAAAUCUUCUCUCUAAGGAUAAAGAUGUGCUCUCUAGUCGAAGAGAUUCUCCAUCUCGUCGAAGGGAUUCCCCCACUCGUCGAAGAGAUUCCCCCUCUCGUCGAAGAGAUUCCCCCUCUCGUCGAAGAGAUUCCCCCACUCGUCGAAGAGAUUCCCCCACUCGUCGAAGAGAUUCCCCCUCCCGCCGAAGAUAUUCCCCCUCCCGUCGAAGAGAUUCUCCCUCCCGUCGACGAUAUUCCCCUUCGAAUCGAAGAUAUUCCCCUUCUCGCCGAAGAGAUUCCCGCUCUCCUUUGCAUCGUAGAGACAGAGAUUCAAAAUCUCCUGUACGAGGUGAAUCGAGAAGGAAAAGGUCUCGAUCCAGGGACAAUUCAAGUGAGGUUAAUUCGAAGAGAUUUAGAGAAAACAAGGAUGCUGAAGUUGAAGAAGUCAAUUUUAUUGCUGUUUUGAGACUUUUGACAGCAGUGGAAGAACAUUUGGGUUCUUUGGGUCCGAAGGUGAUAGAUUUGUUGUCUCAGGGCCUGGUCUUGGAGGGUAACGAGGUUAAUAGUUCGGGAAAACUGUUGGACAUUGACGACAAUCUGGUACUUUUGGAAACGACAAAGGAAAAGCUUAAGGGUCAAAUUCAAGCAGGCUUGGUGAAAAAAAAUCAGCAGAACGUUUUCAUGAAUAUCAUCAGGAAAGUCGAGAAUCUCAUUCAAGUAUCCAAGCAAAAGAAGAAGCAGUCCGGAGCCGAUCCAAAAAAGAAAUUGCUGGUUGUACCUGGUGUCGGUUUAGUAGAUAAAGAGAAAAUUUCGCAAGAAAUAGUAGAAACUCUGGUAUCUCAAGGCAAAAAGGAUAUCACGCAGGAGGAAUUGGAUCAAAUGAUACAAGUUUUCGCUAGAAAAAAGCACAAGGAACAAAUGACGGAAGAUUCGAAAGCUACAUCGACAAAAUCUGAACUUAACCAAACAGUUGCUUAUAACCAUUUGACAACACCAGGCUUGAUGAACAAGAGCAAAAAUGUCCAUGAUGCGAUAGUUAUCAAUUCCGACGACGACUAUUCUUUUAAAGAUAUGGUCCAGAAUAUUUGUCAGAAAGUUUCCGACAAACAGAAGAAUUCGGAAAUGGACAAAAAUACGAAAAAUAAGAAUCAGAACAAAUCCUUUGCAGAAACUGGUAACACAGAUAACAGAAAUUAUAACGCUAACGCAAAAAUCAAUAUUAUAACUGGUAUCCCUGUCAGUACCAUCACAAUAAACGAGUUCAAUUCAAGAAAUGCAUUCGACAAAGAUUAUGAGAUGACUAGGGGGCAUUGGACAGAAAAUGGAGGUGGAACGAAUGUGCAGAAAAAUACUUUGAACAUUUCAUCACCCCCGAAAUCCCUGAUGAAUUUUAGCUCCAGCUACCAGUAUAAUACUGAUACAACUUCAAACAAAGCGCCAGCCAGAGGUCCUAGUGGGACGCUACCCAACAAUCCAUUCGGUUUAUCAAGCAAUUUCACUAAGCCUAACCCUAGCUUUUCAUCCUCCCUGGUAGGAGGAACCACUUAUAAGGGCGUGUCUUAUCCGUUUUUGUCCAAUAGGCUUUCAACUUUGACAGAACCUGACAGAAACAAUUCUGGAGGGUGGGGAGGACCCAGAAACUUUGAAUCACAGAUGGGCAGCUUGAGGGGAGAAACGAAUGAAGUUAGGGGCAGGAUUGGUAAUCCUAAAAGUGAUAAUUCAGGACAAUAUGGAUUUAAACAAAGAGAACUUAAUUCGACUUCAACUAGGGAUGUUCCAAACUUCGAAAGACCACAUGGUUAUGUUAAAACUAAGGGAUCAAGAUUUGAUGGGAGGAAAUAGUUCCUGUGUAAAGAUAUACAAAUUGUCGACAUUCACGAUUGUUUUUUUUCGGAAUGCUUAUAGAGUUCUCAUUUUUUUUCUCGAUUAAAUGUGGAAUUAUUAUUAUCCUGCUUCAGGUUUUUAGAGUAAAUAGGUAAAUGUAGAUUGUAUUCUUCACAGUAGAAUUUGUUUUUUGAUAUUUCAAAAUUACAUUCCGCAGAGAAUAUCUGCAUAUAUUUUUUAGUGAUUUACUGGAUACUAGAAUAUAAUUUUCAUAUUCCUUUGCAGAGAAACCGUCGCAGUAUUUCAAAAUGAACUUUUGCACCUCGAAAACAAAAUAAUGAAGUUUGAGUUUUAAUUACGUGAGGAUUAAAGUAAUGAACGAAGUUCUAAUUAAAAAUUAUAAUAAAUAUAUUAUUAUAUUGUGUCUUUGGGGUUUAUAGAAUUGUAUAGAAUGUUGAGUUGAUUUAGUUAAUAUCACGUGUUGUUAUGUAUAUAUAGUAUUGCCAUCAUGAUUGAAUAUUCACCUUUAUGUAUAAUCAAAUAUAUACAAAAUAUAAUUGUUUCGUGUU
Molecule: messenger RNA, 3903 nt
Organism: Harmonia axyridis
Lineage: Eukaryota; Metazoa; Arthropoda; Insecta; Coleoptera; Coccinellidae
Exons: 12
Coding region: 98-3352 (1084 amino acids)
Molecular function (GO): nucleic acid binding; zinc ion binding
Source: RefSeq, a predicted model, not a curated record